Suricata suricatta (meerkat) is the source of this 2745-nucleotide messenger RNA. It is a transcript of the gene SUPT20HL1, whose product is annotated as SUPT20H like 1. Gene Ontology annotation, biological process: regulation of transcription by RNA polymerase II. Gene Ontology annotation, cellular component: SAGA complex. Lineage: Eukaryota; Metazoa; Chordata; Mammalia; Carnivora; Herpestidae. The record is from RefSeq and is a predicted model, not a curated record. Gene Ontology annotation, molecular function: transcription coregulator activity. Bases 1 to 2745 code for a protein of 914 amino acids. The transcript has a single exon.
AUGCAGGAGGAUUUGGAACGAGCUUUGGACCGUGCGGACUAUGUCAUUGCAAGUGCCCAGCAGAGGCCUCCUAAAAGGAAAGGCUCCCCGAGUGGGAAAGCGUCUCUGUUUGAGAAACUGUAUGACCUCUAUGUGGAAGAAUGCGGGAAAGAGCCCGAGGCUGCGGAGGAAUUAAGAAGCAGCGUGAACUUGUUGGAGAAGCUCGUCAGGAAAGAGUCCUUGCCGUGCUUAGUGGUCACCCUAUACCCCAGAAAGGAGGGAUAUUCGGUGAUGCUUGAGGGCGGAAAGGGAUCCUAUUCGGAGACAGUUCGAUUGCCUUAUGAAGAAGGGGAGUUGCUUCAGUACUUGGACGCUGAAGAACUGCCUCCUGCCCUGGUGGACGUCCUUGAAAAGUGUCAGGUUAACUUUUUUCACUCUGGCUGUGUCAUAGCCCAAGUGCGGGACUACAGGCAGUGCAGUCGGGAGCCUCCAGGCUACCAGAGCAGACAUAUUCUCCUGCGCCCAACGAUGCAGACGUUAGCCUGUGACGUGCAGUCCAUGACCAGCGAUGACCAGACCUGGACCCAGGAAGACAAACUUUUGCUUGAGAGCCAGCUGAUCUUAGCUACAGCCGAACCACUGUGUCUUGAUCCUUCUGUAUCAGUAGCCUGCACUGCAAACCGGCUGCUCUAUAACAAGCAAAAGAUGAACACUCGCCCAAUGAAAAGGAGCUUCCAGAGGUAUUCUGCAUCCUCCCUGAACCAGCAGCAGGAGCUGUCCCAUCGUCCACCUCCUCCUGAGCUGAGACUGUGGGAUUUUUGCAAGAAAAGCAGAGAAAGUCAAGCAGGUCCGCAGUAUGACCUCAAAAUCUCGAAAGCGGGGAACUGUGUAGAUAUGUGGAAACAGAGGCCCUGUGACUUGGCCGUACCUUCUGUAGUAGACGUGCAGAAAUAUGCCAGAGGGAAGUCCGUCCAAUACUAUAGCUUGCCACCAACAGCCUGGCCAGCCCACAAGCUAGAAGGUGAUUCAGUACAUGGGCAUGAAGCUGGCGGUGAGUCUCAGACAACGCAGCUGACCGCCAUGCAGCCACCGAAGCACUCACCUUUGUCCGGAAACAGAAGGGCCUCCAAAGAAGCCAGAUGUGAGGGACAGGGGUCUCCUCCACACGCCUCCACGGAUGAGCGUCCAGACGGUGUCCUGCCUGGCUCAAAGACGGAUGCUGGGACGGAAGUCAUUCAAUCAGAGGUCUUGGCCCAGCAGGAGGCCAAAUGUCCCGUCACCGUGUCCCACAGCUCCAGUGGCUCAGCCAGCCCCAGCCAGCUGCCUCCCGGAAAAGAGCCGGCACGGCCUGAGAUGGCAUCGGUUUGGUCUUCAGUCCUGGGAAAGGGAGUCAGCCGUCCACCUCUACGCUUCAGACUUUCCGGGAGCUCAGGAGGGACGAGGUCAGGGAACAGUUUCGCCCAGGUGGAGGCAAACGGCUUCUUUAAAUCUCUAUCUCCUGCUCCUAAGCCUCCGAGGCUUUUCCAGAAUUCCUCUGUGGGCGCGAAUCUAGUGGGCACGUUUCCUGCAGCUGCCUGGUCCAGCGCCAGCUCACCGCAGAUAACCCCGACCACCCCGGUCAUGGCCAACUGCCUGCAGUCCUCGGUGAGUGUGACUCGAGUUAGCACGCUUCCUGCGGCCACACUGUCUACCAGCAGCUCAUCACAGAGAACCAUGGAUCCCCCAUUCACAGCCAGCUCCCAGGAAUCCCCUGUGAAAGCAAAUCAAGUUAGCAAGCGUCCUACGGCUGCUGUAUCCAGCACCAGCUCAUCACAGGGAACCCUGGCCCCCCUGCUCACGGCCAACUUGCAGAAACCCUCUGUGGAAUUGAUUCAAGUUAAAGCAUAUCCUGCAGCCACCUCGUCCAGCAGCAGCUCAUCACAAGGCGCCCUGGCCACCCCGGUCAUGGCCAGCUCCCAGAAGCCCUCUGAGAACCAGGUGACUCGAGCUAGCACGCUUCCUGCGGCCAUCCUAUCCGCUACCAGCUCAUCCCCAAGAAGCCAGGCCCCCCAGGUCACGGCCCGCUCUCCCAGCCCCAACAUCCUCAAAGUGGUGGGCCCUGUUUGUGGAGUCCAGGCUUUGGUGAGGGCUUGCAGCCCCGGGCAGGGCUCUGCCGCUGGGGCCACAGCGAAGGCAGGAACGGAGGCCGGCAGCCUGCCUUCAGGAGCUGGGCCCCCGAAUGUGGUGUCCGCUGCCCCGCAGGCUGCUUCUCCAGUGUGCGUUCAGCUGUUUUUAAAAGAUGCUUCGGGCCUCAAGCCAGUGACUCUGAUGGAGGUUCUGCAAGGCUCGCCCUCUUUGAACACCCAGCAGCAGCCAGGGCAGUGGCUCUAUCAGUUGAUCCCAGGAGCACAACUUCAGCAAGCCUCCGCUUCCGAGCCUAAGCAGCCAGCACCAGGGGGUUCCGGCACUCGAGGCUCAGCCCUUCCAGAGACGGCCUCGCCUGCUCAGCAAGCCAUUGUCCUCAACCUCCUCGGACAGGGGACUUUGCUGCAGCCCCAGGGAGCCAGCCCGAGAGGCGGGCUGAGCAGCCCUCGCGACACACUGCAGCCGCCCCCUGCGUCGCAGCCAUGUCCACUGCAGCAGGUGCAGCCGCAUGGCAUCUUGCAGCCCCCGGUGGCGGUGACAACAGCGGCUGCCCAGGUAACUCAGCCAUCUUGGGGCUGGCAGGCCACGAGCCAGUCCAAAGGAAAAACGAACAGAGGCCUGCCUACCCCUCCCAGCUCCUGA